AUGGAACGGCUGUGGUUCUCUUUGCUGUUGCUGGCAGCAGCAUGCAGGGGACAGCCGUGUCCGAAACGCUGUAUGUGCCAGAGCCUUUCUCCAUCGCUCGCUAUCCUCUGCUCCAAGACAGGCUUGCUGUUUGUUCCCGCUGCCAUUGAUCGACGCACAGUGGAGCUGAGGCUUCAAGAGAACUUCAUCACAGCUGUUCGAAGAAAGGACUUUGCCAACAUGACCAGCCUGUUACAUCUGACCCUGUCCAGAAACACCAUCAGUCAGAUCCUUCCGUCCGCUUUCAGUGACCUGCGGCGACUGAGAGCACUCCAUCUGGACUCUAAUAGAUUAACUGUGAUCAAGGAUGACCAUUUCAAAGGUCUGACCAACCUUCGCCAUCUGAUCCUGGCCAAUAACCAGCUUCACUCAAUAUCUCCCCACGCCUUUGAUGACUUCUUGUCCACACUGGAGGAUCUAGACCUCAGUUAUAACAACCUUGCCCAGGUGCCCUGGGACACAAUUGGGCGUCUAACCAAUGUCAACACCCUGAACAUGGAUCAUAACCUCAUAGAAAAUGUUCCACAGGGAGUAUUCACUAACCUGCACAAACUGGCCAGGCUAGACAUGACGUCCAACAAGCUGAAGAAAAUUCCCCCAGAUCCAUUGUUCCUGAGAAUCCCAGUUUACGCCAAGUCUAAAGGCUCGCCCCUCUCAUCGCUUGUGUUGAGUUUUGGCGGUAACCCUCUUCACUGUAACUGUGAACUUCUAUGGUUGAGGAGAUUAACCAGAGAAGACGACCUCGAGACAUGCGCCUCUCCGCCUGACCUUAGUGCCAAGUACUUCUGGACAAUACCUGAAGAGGAGUUUAUUUGUGACCCACCCGUUCUGACCCGGAAGUCACCCCAUACCGUGGCUAUGGAAGGACAACCUGCCAGUCUAAAGUGUAAAGCGAAUGGUGACCCGGAGCCUGAAGUCCACUGGAUCAGCCCUGAGGGGCGACUUAUAUCUAAUGGCUCCAGAACUUUAGUUUUCCCCAAUGGCAGCCUGGAGAUCAACGUAACAUCCCUGAAGGACUCAGGAAACUUCACCUGCAUCGCCUCCAACGCAGCAGGUGAAUCCACGGGAAGGGUGGAGUUAGUCGUCACGGCGAUGCCCCAUCUGGCAAACAGCACCAGCCGCAGCCGAGAUCCUUCGUCCGAACCUGCCCCCUCUGACAUCCUGACCUCCUCAAAGGUCGCACUGCCUAACAACGAGACAAGGACGGCAGACAGGAGGGUCUCAUUGGUGGAGCUGACGGGGAACUCUGCCCUCAUUAGAUGGAGCAGUCAAGCUCCUACAUCGGGAGUCAGGAUGUUCCAAGUCCAAUACAACAGCUCUGGGGAUGACACACUGGUUUACAGAUUAGCGCCAUCCAGUCGUAAAAGUCUAAUCAACUGA
Messenger RNA from Stegastes partitus (bicolor damselfish), 1419 nucleotides. Its product is annotated as leucine-rich repeat and fibronectin type III domain-containing protein 1-like protein. NCBI's taxonomy places the organism in Eukaryota, Metazoa, Chordata, Actinopteri, Pomacentridae. Gene Ontology annotation, molecular function: protein binding. Bases 1 to 1419 code for a protein of 472 amino acids. The transcript has 7 exons. The record is from RefSeq and is a predicted model, not a curated record.